Molecule: messenger RNA, 1192 nt
Organism: Monodelphis domestica (gray short-tailed opossum)
Lineage: Eukaryota; Metazoa; Chordata; Mammalia; Didelphimorphia; Didelphidae
Product: mucin-16-like
Source: RefSeq, a predicted model, not a curated record
CUUCCUCUGCCCUGGCAGAGGAAAUAGUUUAUCUUUCUCUCAAUAUGAUUCAUAUCAUUCUCUGAAAAAGGGAAGGGACAGACUGACCUAAGGGAUGGCCUGUUGUCCACCCCGUAGUUCAGUAUUUUAAGCAUCAAUUUCCAUUGGAGUACUUAGUGACCUAGCCCAACACCUUUGCAUAUAGUAAUAGUUCCAUAAAUGUUCCUUCACUGGUAAGUAGACCACGCCUACAAAUUAACUUCUUUGUUUUAUUUCCUAAUUUCAUUUGGCUCGGCCAUCUUUCCCCUAUCCCCUAUCCCCUCUCUGUUCUUAGACCCAUAUUUCUUUGUUUUUGCUUACCUACUUUUCAAUGAUGUUAUGACCCAGACUUUUCCAUGCUUCUUCCUGGGAAGAAGUUAUCUUUUCCCUGAGAUAUAAUGAGCCAUCCCAUAUCUGGAAAUGAAGCAAUCAAGGAGACCUUUGUUGGAGUGGAAAUUUAUGUUCUGCUUGAAGUGCAACAGACUCCUGAUCUGGACCCUUUCUUCUUCCUUCUAGCAGCAGCCCUGAUAGUUUUACUACCUGAUUGCCUAAUCCUAAUGGCCCCAGAUUUCUCUCCUCAGAUUUUUGUCUUUCCUCACAUGGUGCAUCUCUUUCUCUUUCUCUGUAGGUUACAAUCAUUUGGCCGUGGCCCCCACCAAAAUGCCACCAGACCCAGCAGUAGCACCUGGUUGUCCCCUGUGGGCCACAGAGCCUGGAGGCUCCCAAGCUGCUAGUUUAAGCUUCCAGUCUUUCACCACCAUUCCCGAGGUGCUGUACACAGAAGAUAUGCAUCUUUCUGGAUCUGACAAGUUCAACUUCACCAAAAGAACCCUGCAGCAACCUUUGAAGAAUGGCUCAGCAAGUGAAGUGAGUUGCCUGUGCACACACAAAAGAAACCACAGAAGCUCAUUCAGAGACCAAGAGAAGGUUUACUGGGAUGCAAAAAGAGCAUUUCACUAAGCUGGGCUUUUCCUCCUCCCUUGAAAGAGACAGUCUACUCAAUGAUGAGGAGCACAACAGAGUCCCUAGCCUUUUCCUCUAUCCCCAUGCUACUUUCCCCUCCUCCUGCUAAAUUUCCAUUCUGAUUCUGACCUUAAUGUUCUCUCAAAGAAUCAUUAUUUCUCAAUACCCUUUUAUUACACCAAACACAGAAAAUAAACCCUGCCCCUAUCUA